AUGACUUCACACGAUCGAUUUCCCGCACCAACAGACCCCCAAGCGGAGGAGCUAGACGCGGAUAUUGUUUCCAUUCGCGCAGAAAUUCAAAAGCUCCAGCGCCGCAAGCGCUUCCUCGCUUCAAGUCUCUUAGCCUCGGACCCCAUCCAGAAACUGCUCCGAAAGCCGACCACUUCAUUUCAUGACGAACCAACACUCCGACUCGAACCACCAUCGAAUAGCAUUCGGCGCAACAGCAUUUCCAUUCAAAGACCCUCGCCCACAGCACCGAAGGAGAAUCUGCUCGGGAUACGCAUCGAUGUAUGUACGCGGGGCGGGCGGUUUGCGAAACCGUAUUAUCUUUUGCUGAAACGGGAGCGCGCGCGGGGAGACCCGGAGAAGAGAUUCAAGGUCCAUCGGCAUACGGUGCCAGCAUUUAUAUCGCUUGCGAAGCUGCAGAGUGUUUAUCUUCCGUUUCCAGGGUCUGGGCACGAUCGAGAGGGCCAGGAGGACAGUGAAACUGACGAUGUGGAGCUAUCCAAGGCCUCGCAGAGGGCGAAGGGGGCGAGGAAGCAGGAUCUACAUGCGUUUGUGCGCGAGUUGCGCCGCGAGCUUGUGGCAUGGCACUUGCGGAGUGACGCGGUGGAGCUGUUGAGGGAGAAACUAGGGCUCAGUGAGGCUGAAUCGGAAGCUGCGGCUGUCCAGAGAUUGUCGCCGGAAAGCAAGGCUGGUGUUAUCUCUGUGACGGCAACUGCUGUCGAAGCGCGCUAUGUGCGUGUGGAGUGGGAGGACGGUCGUGUUGGGAGAUUCAAGUUGACUAAUUCGGGCAUCGUGGAACGUGCUGUCGUUAUUGGCGACAAGGGGGGGGUGAAACAGACCGAAGAUGCCAUGACUGGUGGGGGAGGGAGGGUUGAGACCCUUUUGGAUAGACUGAAGGAACAUGAUGGUUAA
Penicillium chermesinum is the source of this 930-nucleotide messenger RNA. RefSeq lists its product as uncharacterized. Bases 1 to 930 code for a protein of 309 amino acids. Lineage: Eukaryota; Fungi; Ascomycota; Eurotiomycetes; Eurotiales; Aspergillaceae. The transcript is spliced from 3 exons. Gene Ontology annotation, cellular component: Mis6-Sim4 complex; kinetochore. The record is from RefSeq and is a predicted model, not a curated record.